Molecule: messenger RNA, 420 nt
Organism: Didymodactylos carnosus
Lineage: Eukaryota; Metazoa; Rotifera; Eurotatoria; Philodinida; Philodinidae
Source: the annotation of a GenBank genome assembly
AUGCGUCUAUUUCGUAUUAGUACUCCCAGAACAGUUGCACCCUUCACACUUAAGAAUAGUAUUACUGACAGUGGUGUUGGUGUAAUUUCCUCGAUCUCCCCAGAAGAAGAGGGUACAUAUGGAACUGACAGUGGUAUCAAAGAUAGUUUCUCGUUGUCAGCAGAGAAACAGCGCGGAUCUGUAACCCUUGUCAACGGUAUUGAGAGUAUGGUGACAUCGAAAAAUGACACUGAUGAUGAUAAGAUAAGAAUGAUCUAUAUCAUUGGUGGUACGCUUAUUAUUGCAUUAAUUGUCAUUGAAACGAUCAUAUUUGGUGCAUAUUUAUAUCGUAAGAAACAACGACGUCGAGGAGAAAUUGAUGUUGAAGAACGGAUGCGUAAGAAAUCAGAUGAAUCUGAUGACUCAUUUGAAAGCGUUUGA